AAAAAAAAGAAAAACAAAUAAUACUAACAUAUAGAGUUUAAUGAUAUUUUAAUAGUUUUAAUCUUAUAUCUUUUAAUUAACCAAUAUAUAUAUUUAAAAAAAAAAAAAAAAAUGAUAGGAAAUAAUUUGUUUUUACCUAAUUAUUUUAUUAUUUUCAAAAAUUUUAUUUUGUGCUUUUUUCAUUUUUAAUAUUAUUCUUAAAAACUAUUAUAUAUAUAUAUUAUAAUACAAUAGGGUUAUGUCUACUUGUAUUGUAUAUAUAAUCAUUUAUAUGUAUAUUGUAUAAUCAUUGUAAGAACAUAUAUAAAUAAAUAUUUAUAAAUAGAAAAGAAAUAAGACAUUUAUGUUUUUAACGUAUCAUUUUUUUUACAAUUAGUAUUAUAUAAAUAUAUAUAUUUAUAUAUAUAAUAUUAAAAAUGUUACUAUUCAUUUUUGUAUAUAAUUUUUUUUUUUUUUGCAUUCAAAAAUAAUUUCAAAAUGAUAUAUUUUGAGAAAGGAAUAAAUUAAGUUAUGUAUUAUAUACUUUAAUUUUAUUAAUAUAUAUAUAUAUAUAUAUAUAUAUUUUCUUCUUAGGGAUAUCAAUAUAAAUUUGAUGACAUAAUAUUAUGCCUUUAUUCCCAAAAUAUUAUUCAUUCAAGUUGUUAUAUAAAAUAAUAGGAAAUAUUUAUCCGAUUAUUGUUCUUAUAGCUGUAUUGAUAAGAAUACACUGUAAUAUAUUAAACUAUUUCAAAUUCGCAGUUGCCAUAAAAAAAUAAUCAAUGUUUUCCAAAACAUAUAUAUAUAUAUAUAUAUAUAUAAACAAUAAAGUUAUAUCUUUUUUUUUUUUUUUUUUCUUAUUUGUCAUAAUUAAUAGAUAUAAAUUAUUCAGUGAAAAAAAAAAAAAAAAAUUAAUUUUUUAUUACCAUGAACAUAUAACAUCAUUGAAAUAUGUUCUACGUCAAAUGAAUAAUAACAUAGAUUUUAAAAUGAAGCUAGAUCUCUAUUAAUAUAAUAAAAAUAUGUUAUAUAUGUGUAUAUAUAACAUUAUGUGCAUUUUAUUUUUUUUUUAUAACUUAUUCAUCUUUAGGAAUGUAAAAAACUGGGUGAUGAUUUUAAGGACUUGUAUAAUGAAUGUAG
Messenger RNA from Plasmodium gaboni, 1116 nucleotides. Lineage: Eukaryota; Apicomplexa; Aconoidasida; Haemosporida; Plasmodiidae. The record is from the annotation of a RefSeq genome assembly.